AUGCUUAUAGCAUCGCAGGCAAUGCCUGCAGCAUCCCAGCCAAACUCUCUAGCAUCACAGAUGAUGGCCACAGCAUCAGAGAGAUUUGAUAUUAGCAUCAUAGGCAAUGCUAGUGGUAUCUCAGGAAAUGCCUCUAGCAUUCGAGCUAAUGCUAUUAGUACUCUAGGUGGUGCACGAAUCAUAACAGAAGGAUUGAGAAGAAAACUGAGCUCUAAAUUUGGGAUGAUUAAAGAAGUAACACUGAUACUUCGAAGACAAAAACAAGAUUGUGAAGCAAGAAAAGAAUCAUUUGAAUUACAUCAAAUGUCAGGUGAAAAUAUUGAAAAUUCUCGUUAUAUUCAACGUGAUAAUCAAUUUCUUAUUAUUAAUAAUAAAUCACUUGCUACAAAGAUCAGUUGGUUUUUCAACUAG
Messenger RNA from Rotaria sp. Silwood2, 411 nucleotides. Lineage: Eukaryota; Metazoa; Rotifera; Eurotatoria; Philodinida; Philodinidae. The record is from the annotation of a GenBank genome assembly.